UUUAUCAGGCACAUACCCCCUUUUUUUCCUCUUUUUUUUGCUGUUUAUUUGAUAUGUGUUUCUGAUAGAUGUAAUUGAAUAUUUGAUGAUCAGUUCCAUGGACUUCUGUUUUUGGUUGCAGAUUGUUAUGACCCUUUGGAUCCUAAUGGAAACAUCACUGUUACUUUUGAUAUUCAUGAAUGGAAACUUGAUGGUUAUGUGGCAAGAGUGACAAUCCAGAACUAUUACCAGUACCGCCAUGUUGAUAAACCGGGAUGGAAGAUAGGGUGGGCAUGGACUAAAAAUGAGGUGAUUUGGUCAAUGUUGGGAGCUUUUGCAACCCAACAAGGAGAUUGCUCAAAUUUCAAGUUCAAAGUCCCUCACUCAUGCUUAAAAACUCCUGUUAUUGCUGAUCUGAUACCGGAGGUCUCGCCUUCGAACAAAUCAGAGGACUGUUGUCGCAGCGGGGUUCUUUCUGCCUGGACAAUUGAUCCUUCCAAGUCAUUCUCUUCCUUUGAGAUGACAGUAGGGAACUUGCCUAAUUCUACUUCGUUUCUUCCUGUGAAUUUGACAUUACUGGCUCCUGGUCCUGGUUAUACUUGUAGCCCAGUUGAGGAAACUGAGCCUACGAAGUCUUCUGAUAUUGGUGGAAGAAGAGAAAUCCAGGUCUUCAAGACGUGGAAAUCGACGUGCACUUACUCGAGUUUUCUGGGAAACAAAGCACCAAGUUGUUGUGUUUCUUUGUCAACAUUCUACAAUCCGAUCGUCACAACAUGUCCCAAGUGCAGCUGUGGAUGCAGAGAGGUAGACCAACUGACAUCUUCUUGCAUAAUGGAAGGUUCCCCGUUGGCGAUUUCGGAUGGCCUGGACAUGGUGCAAUGUACAGAACAUAUGUGCCCGGUUCGAGUUCAUUGGCAUGUCAGUAACAAUUACAUGACUCACUGGAGGGUGAAAUUGACCGUCUCUAACUACAAUUACAAGAGAAACUACUCAGACUGGAAUGUAGUAGUCCAACAUCCUGGUUUCAGCCAGAAAGCAAUCACAUACAGCUUCAAUAGUACCCUGCUUCCCACUGUUGGCCUUUCAGAUGAGGCAGCACUGUUUUGGGGGAUAAGUUACUACAACAGUGAACUACUUGAAACUGAUGAGACCCACUUGGGUUCAGUGACAAGUGAUAUACUCUUUGCAAAAGAAUCAGAUUCAUUUACAUUGAGAAAUGGAUGGGCAUUGCCAAGAAGAAUUUACUUCAAUGGAGAGGACUGUGUGAUGCCACUGCCAGAUGACUUCCCAAUGCUUCCAAAUAUUGGUAGUUCCAUUGUCAAACCCACUCAUCACUUUCUCCUCCUACUACUUCUGCAACUUCUCAUCUUCUGUUCCAAAACACUUGUGAUUUGGGUUUGAUUAAUAAGCCAUUUGCAUAAUUCGUAGCAGAUUGAUAGGCAAAAAUUUAAAGUCUGAAACUUGUACAUGAUUUCACAAUUGAUCUUUGUGAUGUUUGUAAGGAGAUUAUGUCACUUCCUUAAGUAUAAUCUCCUAAACUGGGUUAUAUGGUGUUUGAA
This is a messenger RNA of Tripterygium wilfordii, 1538 nucleotides long. RefSeq names its product COBRA-like protein 1. Gene Ontology annotation, cellular component: plasma membrane. Gene Ontology annotation, biological process: plant-type cell wall cellulose biosynthetic process; cellulose microfibril organization. The transcript is spliced from 5 exons. NCBI's taxonomy places the organism in Eukaryota, Viridiplantae, Streptophyta, Magnoliopsida, Celastrales, Celastraceae. The record is from RefSeq and is a predicted model, not a curated record. The coding region runs from base 301 to 1380 and encodes 359 amino acids.